Messenger RNA from Arachis stenosperma, 2833 nucleotides. RefSeq lists its product as uncharacterized. The transcript has 21 exons. Lineage: Eukaryota; Viridiplantae; Streptophyta; Magnoliopsida; Fabales; Fabaceae. Bases 75 to 2054 code for a protein of 659 amino acids. Gene Ontology annotation, molecular function: protein binding. The record is from RefSeq and is a predicted model, not a curated record.
UGCCGCCGCCGCCACCGCCGCUAGCUGGUUCUGCUGCUUCACCACCGUGAAGAAAGUAAAAUAAAUAAAUAAAAAUGGGGAAGAAGACGAAGAAGCCUGGCAAAGGCAAAGAAAAAACAGAGCGAAAAACCGCCAAAGCCGAAGAGAAGCGAGCUCGCAGAGACUCCAAGAAGCUCUCUCCCGAAGACGACAUCGACGCCAUUUUACUAAGUAUUCAAAAGGAAGAGGCAAAGAAGAAGGAAGUCCACGUUGAAGACAAUGUCCCUGCACCGUCACCUCGCUCCAACUGUACGCUCACUGUAAAUCCCUUGAAAGAGACAGAGUUGGUUCUCUACGGUGGUGAAUUCUACAAUGGAAACAAGACUUUUGUGUAUGGGGAUCUUUACCGGUAUGAUGUGGAGAAGCUGGAGUGGAAAUUGGUUUCGAGUCCGAAUAGCCCGCCUCCACGCAGUGCUCACCAGGCAGUUGCUUGGAAGAACUAUAUUUAUAUUUUUGGUGGUGAAUUUACGUCUCCGAAUCAAGAGCGGUUCCAUCACUACAAGGAUUUUUGGAUGUUCAACCUGAAAACAAAUCAGUGGGAGCAGCUUAAUUUAAAGGGAUGCCCGAGUCCACGGUCAGGACAUCGAAUGAUAUUAUACAAGCACAAGAUUAUUCUUUUUGGUGGCUUCUAUGAUACACUUAGAGAAGUGAGGUAUUACAACGAUCUAUUUGUAUUUGACCUUGAUCAAUUUAAGUGGCAAGAAAUAAAGCCUAAGCCUGGAGCAAUGUGGCCUUCUGGUCGUAGUGGCUUUCAAUUAUUUGUUUACCAAGAUGAUAUAUUUCUGUAUGGUGGCUAUUCGAAAGAAGUUUCUUCUGAUAAGAAUGGAUCUGAAAAAGGAAUAGUUCAUUCAGACAUGUGGUCCCUUGAUCCUAAGACUUGGGAAUGGAACAAGGUUAAGAAAAGUGGAAUGCCUCCUGGGCCUCGUGCUGGGUUUUCCAUGUGUGUUCAUAAGAGGAGGGCUCUUCUGUUUGGUGGUGUUGUGGAUAUGGAAGUAGAAGGUGAUGUGAUGAUGAGCUUGUUCAUGAAUGAGCUUUAUGGCUUCCAGUUAGAUACCAAUCGCUGGUAUCCUAUAGAGUUGAGAAAGGAGAAGUCAACAAAAGAUAAGUUAAAAAAGAAUGAACAAAAGUGUAUUGGUGAUGUUGAUAAUAAGACAGAAGAAACUGAGGAUUUAGAGUAUGAAGAAGGCGAGAUUGAUGAUAUAUCUCAAAAUAUUGCUUCAACCGUGACUAUUGCUGAUAGUGAAACACUAGCCAAAUCUGAAGGAAAGUCUAAGGAAUCCCGUGCUAAGACUGAUGUUCAGAGUUCUUCCUUGCCUGAGGUAGUGAAGCCUUGUGGACGUAUUAACUCCUGCAUGGCAGUUGGAAAAGAUACAUUAUAUAUAUAUGGUGGCAUGAUGGAGAUUAAAGAUCAAGAAAUUACUCUUGAUGACUUGUACUGUUUAAACCUCAGCAAACUUGAUGAAUGGAAGUGCAUAAUACCGGCAUCAGAAUCUGAAUGGGUGGAAGUAUCGGAGGAGGAUGAUGAUGAAGAUGAUGAGGAAGAGGAUGGUGAAGGUGAAUCUGAUGGGGAUAGCGGAAGCGAUGAGAAUGAAGAUGACGAAGAAGAGGAGGAAGAGAAUCAGAAUGCAUCAGUUCAGAUGGGAGAUGCUGUUGCUUUAAUCAAGGGAGUCGGAAAGAAUCUGCGUAGGAAAGAGAGGAGGUCACGGAUAGAGCAGAUCAGAGCUAGCCUUGGCUUGUCAGAUUCACAGAGAACACCAUUGCCAGGAGAAUCGUUGAGGGACUUCUACAGACGUACAAAUAUGUAUUGGCAAAUGGCAGCGCAUGAACAUACUCAGCACACUGGGAAGGAACUUCGCAAGGACGGUUUUGAUCUUGCUGAAGCUCGAUACAGAGAGCUAAAACCAAUUCUUGAUGAGCUGGCUCUAUUAGAAGCUGAGCAGAAAGCUGAAGAGGCUGAAGGGCCUGAAACAAGUAGUAAUGCAAAGAAGAGAGGCAAGAAGAAAACCAGAAAUUGAUAACUUAUUACAAGGAAUUAUAUAAUUUUAUAUGAGGCCUUUGAGAAUCAAAGCUGCAUUUGUGUUCACACAGAUAAAAUCAAAACAGGUAUUUUCUCACGCGUGGCUAUGUUUGUGAAAAAAAAAAAUAGAGGGAAAAUUCAGCUUCAAAGUUAUUGUCACUUUUAAGUUUUAUGUACUGAAAUAGUGGUGGAAUCUCUCUCACAAUCACAAGUAACGAGAAAGAAGGAUAACUUUGAACCUACUAUUAAAAUAUGGAUUUAAAAAAUUAAAAGAAUAAAUAAAAAAGAAAAGAAACAGAGGGAUCUUAAAAUACAUAAUGAAGAAUGGCAUCUAGCCUGUAACAAUUAUGGGAAAAUGAAAAAGAAGGUAUUGUCUUAUAUAUGAUUCUGUAAAUCUUUUUAUUGGUAAAAUAAAUCAAUUUAGCUUUUUUUUUUAAGCUAAUUUUUUUAAAUGACACCUGAAUGAACAAAUGUUCUUAAAUACCACUUUUAUUAGUUUAUUCCUUCCCACUUAGUAGGGUAACCAACUAAAGAACAUGAUAAUUAUACAUGAAUUUUGCAUAAAUACAAAACAAGAUGGAAUAUUAUAAAGUAUGAUCUCAGCAAGAAAUUUGGAAAUUCUAAUUUGUAAGUGAAAAUUCUUUAUUUAUGUAACCAUAUGAGUCACAAAAUUUAAAUAGCUUGGGUCCAUUGAGAAAUAGAGAUGUUGCAAAAUAAAUGAAUGGUCAAUUAAUCACCCAAUUUGAACCCCAUUAAAUAAGUCAACAUUUUUUAUUU